This is a messenger RNA of Caenorhabditis sp. 36 PRJEB53466, 1994 nucleotides long. NCBI's taxonomy places the organism in Eukaryota, Metazoa, Nematoda, Chromadorea, Rhabditida, Rhabditidae. The record is from the annotation of a GenBank genome assembly.
AUGCUCGGCAAGACGCCGUGCCUGUUCGGCUCGGCCACAAUCCUCGGGCUUUUGCUUGCCGCCGCCGGAGUCCUGCUCCUCAUCGGAAUCCCGAUCGACCGGAUCGUCAACAAUCAGGUGAUAGCGGUGAGUCACCCCAAAAAAAUGGGGAAAAUUGCGAAAUUUUCGAAAAAAAAAACAUUUUUUUGCAGCAAGAUUGGCUCGGGUACACUCGCGACGAAAAUGGCACAGAAGUGCCGAAUAAAAUGACGGAAUCGUGGCUGAAGCCGCCGUAUUCGUUUCAGCUGAACAUUUGGAUGUUCAACGUGACAAAUGUGGACGGAAUUCUGAAGAGACACGAAAAACCGAACCUUCAGCAGAUCGGACCCUUUGUUUUUGAGUUAGUUUUUCGAGAAAAUCGAUUGGGAAGGGUUCAUUUUCACUGCAAUUUCCGUAUAUUUUCAGUGAAAUCCAGGAGAAGAUCUACCACCGAUUCGCGGAGAACGACACACGCGUGUUCUACAAAAACAAGAAGCUCUACUUUUUCAACGCCACCGCCUCGUGUCCCAAAUGCCAGCUCGACACGAAGGUCGUCAUUCCGAACAUUGUCUUCCAGAAGCUCGUCGACGCCGCCGAAACGACAAUAUUCGGCGUGCGGAUCCGAUUCGCGAUCGAAUCGGUGCUGAAACUCGUCUCCGAGGCCCCAUACAUCACCGUCUUGGUCCGAGACGCCCUUUUCGACGGCUACGAAGACCCGAUAGUUGAUCUGGUGUGCAAAAAUCGAAUUUUGCAAUUCCUCUGCGAAACCAACACGCUCCAACGCAAAAUCGGCUUCUUCUAUGGUCAAAACGGCUCGACGGACGGGGUGUGGGAAGUGAAAACGGGCGUUCCGUCGGCAUUCGACAUUGGCAAAAUGGCCACGUGGAAUAAUUUGACGAAAAUGCCCGAAGGCACCUGGGACACCGAGUACGCCGAGAUGAUCAACGGCACCGACGGACAAAUGUUCAGUCCGCUUCUCAAAAGAGAAGAUCGGCUGACCAUCUUCGUGCCGGCGAUCUGCCGAUCCGUGCAGAUGGAGUACCAGAAGGACGUGUCCGUGGCCGGCAUUCCAUCGUGGAGAUACGUCCCCCCGGCGGAUCUGUACGACCCGGCUCUUCCGCAGAAUCGCGCGUUCUGCAAUAAGAACGGAGUGCCCCGGUUCUUCGACAAUACCACCGUUCAGAUUGGUGAGUGAGGGAUGUGCGCUUUUGAGUUUCUAGCAGAAAAUCUUUUCCGCAUUUCGAGAGUGACAGAAUUUGUUCGUUUUUAGCUAAAAAUGCUUGACUUUUAGUGAGGUUUUUCUUUUUACAAAUUCAUGGCAAAAAUCGCACGAAAAAUUUGCAGAAAACUGUCUGCCGGCGGGUCUGAUCGACCUGUCGCGGUGCCAAUCCGGCUCGCCGCGAGUCUACCUCUCGCAGCCGCACUUUUACAAUUCGCCGAUGGAAUUGUGGCACGCGGUGAGCGGAUUGUCGGUCCCUUCGGCCGCCAACGACCUCACCUCUGUGGAUUUGGAGCCGACGGCCGGAGUUCCGACGCAGGCGAAACGGAUCAUGCAAAUCAACGUGGGAAUGGUGAAGGGAUCGCUGAGCGUCACCGAAAACACCACAAAUGUCAUCGUGCCGGUCCUGUGGAUCAAUGAGACCGCCUAUUUCGACCAGGGCACCCGCGAUCAACUCUUGGACAUUUUUAAUGCAAAGUACGCUUUUUUAACGAUUUUAGCACUUUCGAAUCGACAAUAUUCAUUUUGCAGACACUAUUCGUUCAUCGGCGGCGUCGUCAGCCUGUCUCUCGGCCUUAUCGCGUGGCUCGCCGUGUUUGUGGUCAUUAUUGUGUACACGGUAACUUUUCUUUACUGAAAAAACCAGAAAAUCUCCAAUUUUCAGCGCCAAACAAACGACGACGAAUACGGACGGCUCGUGCUCGAGGAGGACGACGAGGAAGAGCCGGAACAGACGGAAACCGCGCCGAUCGCAUAG